Messenger RNA from Strongylocentrotus purpuratus (purple sea urchin), 1528 nucleotides. RefSeq lists its product as uncharacterized. The transcript is spliced from 2 exons. The record is from RefSeq and is a predicted model, not a curated record. The coding region runs from base 87 to 677 and encodes 196 amino acids. Lineage: Eukaryota; Metazoa; Echinodermata; Echinoidea; Camarodonta; Strongylocentrotidae.
GCUCGAACAAAAGAGCGUUUUGUUUCGAUGAUUUUAGUCUCAUGCAUCGAAUAGUUUAACACAUAGAAACGCCAUAUGAGAUCAAAAUGGAUGUAGGAACAACACUGGUAUUAAUAUUUGUUCUCACGCUGGCCCUCGUGACGGCCCUGCCUAGAAACGACCAGGAAAGCGAUAUCGGUGUGUGUGGAAACACGUGCAAGGUGAAUGAAUUCUGUGAUGAAUCCCAAGAAAUCUGUCUAGAUUGCUCUGUGUGUGUCACUUCCGGGUAUUGCGCAAAACAAGACUGCAAUGGAGGAAACAAUACCAAUGCAACAACCAAUGCGCUACAUCAAACAACAAAGGCCCCUGAGAUGUCUCAGCCAGGAUCGCCAUUCAUCCACCAGUCCUCUCGCCCCACCGUCGACGACAAAGAUGACGACGGCGACAUGAAGUCAUCAAAAAAUGAGAGUAGAGAGAAUGGGGAUACUAAAAGGAACAUGUUCCUAACCUCGACCAUCGCCAUAUGUGGAGGGUUCGCGGUGGCUUGUGUUGGGGUCUACAUGUACUUAUUUCAUCCACUGGGACUCCGUUCUCAGGAGAUCACGAAAGAGAGGGACCAGAUGGCAGGGAUAUAUUUAGAAGAAAUAUACCGAAGAGGUAAAAUAUCCCACAAACAUAUAGGCAUGAGGCAGGGAUAGGGGACUGCAACUCUCUUCCCCGAGCCUAACAACACGCCUCGAUUAAAAAAUAAAUCAUGCCAAUAUUCGGGCAGUGAGAUGGUCUACAUUGCAAUUCUUAUAUAUUAUCCAGUGUAUUUGAUGUCGAAGACAUAUUUUCUCUUCAUUUAAAGGAAAGGGUCAACAUUUUUAAAUCGAGACAAUUGAAAGUUUAUUAAAGGGCACUUGCAAGAAACGUCAAACCCAUGGCAAAAUUGUACAUGUACGUUUAUGCUUAUUUCAUUUUUACAACCUGGUUGAAAAACGGAAAAAAAUAAGUUAUGAUAUAUGCUACAAUAUUCAUUGCUAAAAUCAAUCAAAAACAGUUUCCCCUGUAUCACAUUACAUAUCAUGAACGCACUGAAAAUGGAAGACACCUACCAUCAGAAGUCGAGUUAUUAUGAUUCGUUAAACUCUCUCCUAUUUUCAUAUUCAAUUCCUGAUUUAUCCGCUUCCACACAAGUCAACUCUUAUGAAGGGUUAAUCCCUUUUUUAAGAAAUUAACUUUUCACAAAUUUGAACCUGCUUUUUUAUUUCAUUACAAUGUGUAUUAUUAAGAUAACGUCCUCCCUAUGAUUUAACGUCAAUCUUUCGAGAGACCUAAACAGACCCGCCUUGGUCAUGUUGGUAAAAAGUUGCUUGACUUAUAUCCGACGCACUGAAAAAAUUGUGGACGGAAAUUCAGUAAAACACAGUUUUAUCUUCUUCUAUCAAUUCUUAUCACAUCUUGUCCACUCAUUAACCAAAGUAGUCAUCUUUACAUAUUUUCUUUGCUUCUUUACCUUAUAUUUCUUUUUCUGUUUUCAAGACGUAUCGACUUUUUAUCCAAUUUG